Molecule: messenger RNA, 2310 nt
Organism: Prorocentrum cordatum
Lineage: Eukaryota; Dinophyceae; Prorocentrales; Prorocentraceae
Source: the annotation of a GenBank genome assembly
AUGGCAGCGUUGGGCGUGCCAUCGCACAGAUGCCUGGCGCUAUUUGUAGUACCGCCGCUGUGGCAUGACGAGAAGCUUUCCCAACUUGGCCCGGAUGCCCAUGUCAAAGGCGUUGUCGCAAAGCAUCGCGUCGCGCUUAUAUCAAAGGGGUGGUGCUCAGAUUGCAAAGCAGUGAAGCAGACACUCAAGGACCUCGGUUGCAAGUUUGAAGAGUUGGAGCUCGAAGAUGCUGAUAGAGUGCCGACAGUCAGCGAUGUUGAGGGCUACAUGCGUUACAUGCACAUGAGCACAGGAUCUCGAGUCGUGCCACACGUCUAUGUUGGCGGCCUGUAUGUAGGCGGGCAUGAUACGAUACGGACGCUUCUGCGCCACGGGGCAUUGAGGGAGCUAGUCCAGGAGAAUUUCCCUGGCGCUGAGAUCCACACUGAAGCUUACCGAGAUGCUGGUGAAAGUGACGCUUUGCUCGUUCGUGCAUGUCCAGGUGUUGGCUUCGUUCGCAUGGGAACCUUUGAAAUCUCCAACGGUUCUGACCUGGAUCCCUACAACAGUCGUGGCGGACCGUCCGCAGGCAAUCACGAUUUAGUCACCCGGUUAGUGAGGUAUGUCGGAGGUGAGGCUGGGGUCAAGGCCGUGCUGCAUCGUGCUUGUCAUAGUUCGGCUAAGUUGGUUGCCAGAUGGUCUGCGCUCGGCUUGGUUCAUGGCAUGCUGAACACGGACAAUGUUCACAUCCAUGGUGUUUCUAUAGACACCGCAGGAUUCUGUUUCAUGCCUGCCUUUGAUCCAACGUACGAUGCAGAAGGGCCACCAGCGGCACGUGGUCGGUACAGCUAUUGCAACCAGGCCUCGGCAAUGUAUUGGAAUUUGACGAGGCUGGCGACGGCCUUUUCGCAGGGAGGGCGCUAUCCAGCGGACGAAGCUGCUGCAAUUGUUAAUCAGUUCCCACGAGUGUACCAGCGUGCGUGGCUCGCAGAGAUGGAGAAAAAGCUUGGCCUUCCAGCUUGCCAAGAAAAGCACCAAGCAUCUGCAGCCAACGCCAAGGCUAAGGUGUUGAGCCUCCUCGGCGAAGCGACGGUGAGGGGAAGGUGGCGGGGCAUGCGGCCAUGGCGGCACCGCGCGGCGCUGUUCUGCUCGGUGCUGCUGGCGCCCGCGGCCGGCGCCGGCGCUCCUGAAGAGCGGGUCGCCGGCGCCCCGGAGUGGGAGGCCGGGGCCGUCCCGGGGCAGGACCGCGGCGGGCCCCACCUGCGCACUUCGACGUCGAGCGUCCCUCUGCCCGUGGACCCUCCACUGGGCGCGGGGGCGCACCGGCGCCUCGACGGCGCCGCCGAGCGGGCGGAGGUGCUCGCGGCCGCGCUCGCGCUGCUCGUGGCGCUGGCCUCGGGCGGGGGUGUCACCCCGGUGCAGAAGGUGGUGCAGCUCAUGGAGGGCAUGCUGGAGAAGGGGAAGUCGAUGAAGCACGAGGAGCAGGUGCAGUUUGCGGCGUUCAAGCAGUUCUGCGACGACACCAGCGCCGCCAAGGAGGCCGCCAUCAAGAAGGCCGCCGAGAAGAUCGAGGUCCUCAAGGCUGACAUCGAGAUGCACAUGGCCAACAUCGCCAAGCUGUCGAAGGAGAUCGCAGAGCACGAGGCCGACAUCACCGCCUGGACGGGCGACAUGAAGGCCGCAACCAAGGUGCGCGAGAUCGAGAAGGCCGCCUACGAUGACAUGCACAAGGACCUGUCGGAGUCUGUCUCUGCGCUGGAGCGCGCCAUCCAGGUGCUGAAGACGCAGGCGUACAACCGGAAGCAGGCCUCCUUCGUGCAGGUCGCCGCCCUGAAGCAGCUAAGGCUCAUCCCCGAGCGCGCCAAACGGGCGCUCACCGCCUUCCUCCAGGAGGACCCCGAGUCCGACCCCCUGAGCGUGACGGCCCCAGAGGCGUUCGGCUACGAGUUCCAGUCGCACAGCAUCAUCUCCAUGCUGGAGAAGCUGCUCGACGAGUUCAUCGAAGAGCGCACCAAGCUGGAGAAGGAGGAGAGCAACUCGGUCCACCAGUACAAGAUGCUGAUGCAGGACCUGACCAAGCAGACCGAGCAGGCGAAGUUCGACGCCUCGCAGAAGUCCGAGCUCGUGGCGAAGAACAAGGAGGAUAUGGCCAGCGCGGAGGGCGAGCUCGCCGAGACCAAGGACCUGAUGGACGCGGACCAGAAGUACCUGGACGACCUCACCGCCGAGUGCACCCAAAAGGCGGCGGACUUCGAGUCCCGCCAGCAGCUCCGCGCGGAGGAGCUCGUCGCCAUCGAAAAGGCCAUCCGAUCAUCUCCAGCUCUUCCGUGA